UUCCGAUAAUUUAGAGUAUAUUUUAUUCUAAUAUAUAUAUAUAUAAAUUUGGGAAGAGAAACGACAAAGCAUUUCAAAAACGUGAUCUUCUAGAUGAAUCUUGCAGAAAGAUAACUAUAUCCAAUCCUUAAAUUUUGGGGAUAAAACUUCCUCGAAUCAUAAUAAAUCGCGUAAAAUAAGUCCGCGAUGGCGAACCACCAGGAAUUGGUAGCGGAAAUGCUCCUGCUUGAGCAACUUCCGGCCCAAGAAAGACUGAAGCUUGCUCACAAGCGCAGAAUGCAACAAAUUCAAAAAUGGUUAGACUACGAAAACAAUGUCGUUCACAUUACCCCCGUCAAUAAAAAUUCUAAGAAGAAAUCGCCCAAAAACUUACGAACUUGGCAGAGUUGCGGGAGCGAUACGGAAAGCUGUUCCGGAGCAGAACCGCACGAGCUUAACGGAUUUUUCCCGGAAAAUCUUAAGAAGCUCACUAUCGCAGAUCUCAAAGCUAUGGACUCUGACAGUAAUCAAAAGCAGAAUCUCGCGCCAAAAUCCCACAAAUCCGAAACAAAUCCCCCCGAUGCCAAACAAAAUGGCAAUUAUUUUUACUAUUACGAGGAUGAGCAACACGAUCCCCACUCCCCCGCUCCAAAUAGAGAGGACGAAUAUUCCGAUAUGAGAGGAUUGCACAUGGAAGAAAGAUACUAUCCCGACAUAAUAACUUCGGCCAAAUUAUCCGAUAUUCCCGGAAACAACAAUCAUGAACCGAAACUGAGCAAUGGUCAAAUAGCGAGGGUCGAAGAAAAUAAUAACGGAAAUUACGAACGUACAGCGGUCCAAGAUUCGCGCGGUCAUCUCGAAAGUUCUCGAAACGGGGGAAAUUACGAUUAUUCUUUACCCCCCAACUUAUUUAAUUCCUUCGCCCAAGACGCUACCGACGACGCCUCUCCCAAUUAUUCGCUCUCCCUCGAAAACAUCCUCAAAAGCCCGGUCAAGAUUAAAUCCUCUAGCCAUCAUAACGUUCUUCACAAUUCUCAACGCACAUCUGCCCCCUCUGCCGCCAAACCGAUAACGCUUAGAGCCGCCGGCAGCAAAUCUCCCUCACAAAUUCUUGAUUACGCGAACGCGGAGCCCGCUUCUCACGCGAUAACAGACGCCUAUAACAAUCAUAACACUACUGGCACGGGCGGAGAUGAAGAUUCCCAACACCAUAUCCCUUCCAACAUGAUUAUCCAUAAUGGCCUCAACUAUGACGAUAACGAAAAUAAAUUAAAUUACAAUGACAACGGGGAGGCCAAAAAUUUCGAAUUCCACGAUAAAAAUAAUAUUAAUGUAAAAGACGAUAAUGGGAGUAGCCAUAAAGCCGAUAAAAAUAUUAUUGAUAAAAUAAUCGGCAAAAGUAAUGUUAAAAAUAAUAACAAUAAUAACGCAGCAAAAAUUAAUCGUUACAAAUCGCACAAGGAAGAGAGGGAUAUGAAAGAAAGAAUAUCGGGGGAAAAAUUUGCUAAGGGCGCCCAUAGGAGAAGCAAGAAUGUCAAAUUCGUUCCAGGGAUCAUCUUAUUAGAAGCGGCUUCUAGGAAUGAUUUGGAUGAAGUUAGAGAAUUACUGGAAAGCGGUAUAGAUCCUAACGUGUCAAACGCCGACGGCUUGACAGCUCUCCAUCAAUGUUGCAUAGACGAUUACUACCAGAUGGUAGAGCUUUUGCUACUCCAUGGAGCCGACAUAAACGCUUGCGAUACAGAAUUGUGGACCCCGAUACACGCUGCAGCUACCUGCGGACACGCCAAUCUCAUCAAAUUAUUCGCCGAUAGGGGUGCCAACUUGUUAGCACUAAAUGCUGACGGAAACAUGCCUUAUGACAUGUGCGAGGAAGAGCUUGCCUUAGAUAUACUUGAGACCGAAAUGUCUAACAAAGGUAUAACUCAAGAAGAUAUAGACAUAGCCAGAACAUUUCCAGAAAAACUCAUGCUAAACGAUCUCAUACAAACUAAAGAGUCAGGCCUAUCCCUAGAAGUCAGGGACUCCAGGGGAAUAUCUCCGCUCCAUAUAGCCAGCGCGAAUGGUUACUUAUCGGCGGUGGAAUUUCUGCUGGAGAAUGACGUUCACGUCAAUUGUCAAGACAACGAUUUGUGGACCCCCCUUCACGCCGCCUCUUUUUGGGGACAACCCUUAAUCAUAGAAUGCCUUAUCAACAAAGAUGCAGAUAUAGAAGCAAAAAAUAAAGAUGGAGAGACUCCCAUAGAUAUUUGCGAGGAUCCGGAGAUCAAAGAACGUUUGCUGGAUAUCAAAGCGGAAAUGGAACAAAAUAAAAUCUUGAAUAGCAAGAAUUUCUGGCUCCAUCCCAAUAACAAUAGGAUCUCCAAUAGAAGAAACUCUUCUAUUAGAAGAUCCAGCAUCCGAGAUAAGAACGCUCUCUCCAGACGGGAAAUAAUAGAAGAAGCCAAGAUUAGGCAAUUUAAUCAUUCUUUAAUGGACGAAAAAGAACAGCCUGUUAAACUGGAGAAGUUAACUCCCUUGAGAGAUUCAUCCACCGAAAUUCCAGAUUCUUCCAUCGAUAAUCCUUAUUUAUCAAAUCAAAAUAACCACAAAAGCAUUUUGGUGCAACAAUCGAAGGCAAAUGAUCCUGUGAACUCGAAUGCAGAAGAUCUAACCAUGUCAAUCAACAAUAAUAAAGAAGGGACCACAGUUGCUGAUAAUAAUACGGCUGCGCAAAAUAAUAACCAUGUGGAGGGCGAUAGCGAAGGGGGAACUAAAACCGAGCCCUCGAAGGGGAAAAUAAUGUUUCAAGCUCUCCGGUUGGUAUCCAAGAUGAAACGUCACGGUGCCGCUUCGGGUUUAGUCUCUACCGAAACUAAUAGUUUGUCGGAAGCCAAGGUCAGCGUUUACGAUAAUUACGAAGCGAGUUGCGGUAAAGAGGCCGCGAUUAACGGGGAGAUACUUAGAGCCGGUGAUUGUACGGAAAAAAGGUUAUUGCCUGAUCUGAAAAGAGCUAGGCGCGCUAUGAAGGAAGGAGAUUCCAAGACCGAACGAGCCUCUUGGUCACUGCUUCAACUUUACGAAGACGGUAUCGAAGAAGAGGGAGAAAAGAAUGAUAGUAAUAAUAGUAAUAGCAAUCCUGAAGCCGGAAAAGAAGGGAACUUCAAGGAAUCGUCCAAGAAAGAAGAAGACGAAGAUUCCAAGAGUCCAUACGGUACCCUCAGCAAAAACGACCCCGCUUUGAGUGUGAGAACUGUUAAGCCUCCCAGAAGCCCUAUCAUAACAAAUUCCACUGCUAAUAACGUUACUGUAGAUCACACCCAAACGGGCAAAAAUUAUGACAAAUCCAAUAAUUUCGAAUGCUGCAUCAUAUUGUAAAAAAAAAAAAAAUAACUGAGAAGAUACGGUGUUAUUUUUUGGGGUAGAAUGAUUGUAAAUAUAAAGGCUCAGUUUGUGCAUCCUCUCUUCAAUACAAGAUGGAUAUUUUGUUUUUUUAUUCCAUACAAUCCAUACAACAUGCUAAAAAAAAAUAAAAAGAAAAAUGAAAAACGGAUCACCUUGAUAAUUUUUGGUCAAUAAAUUGUUAUUGUUAGUGUUGUUAAACGGCUAGGUCAAUAUUUUAGCCAGAAAAAUAUUGCCUAAUCCUGGAGAUUUCGAUAAUAUAUGUCUAGAUAUUUGUUCCUUCUACAAAGCAAAAUCUUCAGGCUUGAGUAAUAUUUUUCUGGACGAAGUAUUGAGUUUUUAACAUCACUAGUUAUUAUAAAUAAAUCAUGAAUCGAGAACAUAAUUAUAAUGUAAAAUAUUUAUAUAAAAUUAAAUAAUCUUUUUUUUCCCUUUUUAUAUUAAUUUAUUUUUAAUCUUUGUGUAGGUUUCAUAUUUUUUUUUUUAAAUUUCAAAAACUAAAAUUGAUAUCCCUAUGCGAGUCAACAUAUGAAUUAUUCGAUAUCCGUGAUUAUUCGAUAUCCGUGAUUAUUCGAUAUCCGUGAUUAUUCGAUAUCCGUGAUUAUUCGAUAGGGAAUACGGAUCAAAUAAUGCAUUUUGUAAUCGCCCUACUUUUAUAAAGGAACAAUAAAAAAAAUGGCCCAAUGUAGCAACUUAAUUUUUGGUUUCAUCAUACGCUGUAUAAAAAUAUGUAUCUUUUUUUUAAAAAAAAUUUGGUUAUUUUACUUGUAUAUUUUUUUUAAAUAUAUAUAUAUUUAUACACGACA
Molecule: messenger RNA, 4163 nt
Organism: Gordionus sp. m RMFG-2023
Lineage: Eukaryota; Metazoa; Nematomorpha; Gordioida; Chordodea; Parachordodidae
Product: protein phosphatase 1 regulatory subunit 12B-like
Exons: 12
Coding region: 187-3333 (1048 amino acids)
Cellular component (GO): cytoplasm
Molecular function (GO): protein binding; enzyme inhibitor activity; myosin phosphatase regulator activity
Source: RefSeq, a predicted model, not a curated record